Daldinia childiae is the source of this 1092-nucleotide messenger RNA. RefSeq lists its product as uncharacterized. The coding region runs from base 1 to 1092 and encodes 363 amino acids. The transcript is spliced from 2 exons. Lineage: Eukaryota; Fungi; Ascomycota; Sordariomycetes; Xylariales; Hypoxylaceae. The record is from RefSeq and is a predicted model, not a curated record.
AUGGAUCUCAGCACUGUAGGCACCGUCGUUGAGGCUCUGGUUGCAACAUACGCAGCUGGCCUAGAAUACUACACCAAAUGGCAACACCGAAAAUGGCAGGAGAAUCAUUAUGAGAAUCAUGCCAGAGGAAAUCUAGGCCGAACUAAUACAUGUGCUUUAAGCACGUCUUUGAGUUUCUCCCCAAGCAAAAUUAAGGAGGCAUUUGAUAGUGGGGUAGAUAUCUUCGGCACUGGGUUCUCUGUUGGAGACGAUGUAUGCCGCGAGAGCUUAAAACGCGACCUCGAACGUCUACAAGAGCGCAUAUAUGCUCUACGCAAAGCUACUCGUGCCGACAACGGCUCACUUGAGCUCUUCGAAGUUAUUCGUGUGUCGGAAAGUGUUCGUAUAUCCUGCUUGGCCGCCUUGGCUAGUCAAUAUAAACGAGUUGCCGUUGGCCGUCUAGUGCCACAAAUCCUGCCGGGAGUCAGACGGCGGUCGAGACUUAGUGUUAUACCAUCCGAAGAAGAUAUAGCCAAUCCGGUCGCCGAUAAUAAAAGUAGCAGUAUUGAUGGCGACGCAGCCGGGUACGCACAGUCAAAAUAUGGCGGAGAAAGCCCUAGCAAGCCGCCGAACUCUCAAUCAGAACCACCGUCCCCGCCACUAACUCCCAAGCAAGUUCCAGACGAUAUUCAAUCAAUCCACACAACGAUCACAUCUGAUUAUGGUCUGCAACCAAAGAAUAGCGUGUUCAGCAUGUUUUGCCCUGAGGCAUUAGAAUAUCAAGUUAAUCUUCAAAAAUCAAUGCCAGAAAACCAGAACUGCAGAUGUGGGUAUGAUUGGAACGGGAUGCAGACUGAAGAUAAAACCGCCUUCAUAGUGAAGGAAGGGUUUGAGAUUACAGCCCGAUUCCUCGGGAAAUCACAUUGUGACGGCGGGUUUGGGUGCGUCUUAUGUACCUCUAGCGGCAGAACAGAGAGGUACGCAAGCGUUGAAGAUUUGAGGGAUCAUAUUAACGCUUCCCACACUAAGUGGAAAUUACUUCACGAUCAAGACAUGGCCGGCCAAUACGUAGAAAGUAGCAGUUCGACGGCCUCCCCUACAUCAUCGGGUUAA